Messenger RNA from Dipodomys spectabilis (banner-tailed kangaroo rat), 1919 nucleotides. RefSeq names its product enolase-phosphatase 1 (gene Enoph1). NCBI's taxonomy places the organism in Eukaryota, Metazoa, Chordata, Mammalia, Rodentia, Heteromyidae. Gene Ontology annotation, molecular function: magnesium ion binding; acireductone synthase activity. The coding region runs from base 239 to 1024 and encodes 261 amino acids. The record is from RefSeq and is a predicted model, not a curated record. The transcript has 6 exons.
CGUGGUUCGGGCCUGCGGCUCCUCGCUGCUCCCGGUGCAGAACCUUGGGCGGCCGGCUUUCCGCUUGCACGUCCGUGGAGGUGCUGUGUCCUGAGCGCCCGGGUUCCCUCGCUGCCGCCAGCUUCAGUAUUGUUUGCGGGGCUUUUCUGAAGGCCAGGAAGGUUCUGAGGCGCUGCUGGCGCCGUCCUUCGCCCUCCCGACCCGCAGGCCGAUUCCCGUGGUAGCAUCCGGUAGGGAAAUGGUCGUGCUUUCGGUGCCUGCCGAAGUCACUGCGAUCCUUCUAGAUAUCGAAGGUACCACAACCCCGAUUGCUUUCGUAAAGGACAUUUUAUUUCCUUACAUCAAAGAAAAUGUGAAAGAAUAUCUACAAACACACUGGGAAGAGGAGGAGUGCCAGCAGGAUGUCAGUCUGUUAAGGAAACAGGCUGAAGAAGACACCCAUCUGGAAGGGGCAGUUCCAAUCCCUGCAGCAUCUGGGAAUGGGGUGGAUGAUCUACAACAGAUAAUCCAGGCUGUGGUAGAUAAUGUAUUCUGGCAGAUGUCUCUGGACCGAAAGACCACCGCUCUCAAACAGCUGCAGGGCCACAUGUGGAGGGCAGCAUUCACAGCAGGACACAUAAAAGCAGAGCUUUUUGCAGAUGUGGUUCCAGCAGUCAGGAAGUGGAGAGAGGCUGGGAUGAAGGUAUACAUCUAUUCUUCAGGAAGUGUAGAGGCUCAGAAAUUGUUAUUUGGACAUUCUACAGAAGGGGAUGUUCUUGAGCUUGUUGAUGGUCACUUUGAUACCAAGAUUGGACACAAGGUGGAGAGUGAAAGUUACCGAAAGAUUGCAAACAGCAUUGGAUGCUCCACUAACAACAUCUUGUUUCUGACAGAUGUUACUUUAGAGGCCAGUGCUGCCGAGGAGGCCGAUGUACAUGUAGCUGUGGUGGUGAGACCUGGCAACCCGGGAUUAACGGAUGAUGAGAAAACGUACUAUAGCCUCAUCACUUCCUUCAGUGACCUGUACCUGCCCUCUUCCACAUAGAGACAGGUUCUCUAAGAAGUCAAAAGUGUUCACAUGACUGUCCCCUCAAUGUCUAGUUUUAUUCUAAUGUAAAAGUAAUUUAUAUAUGCACACACCUGAACAAGUGUACAUAUGGGUGUGUGCCAGUUUCCACGGGCACAUAAGUGAAAAAGAGAAGUCUUCAGUUCAGUGAAAACAAAGUUUAAUUACAUGUAGAAAUUGUUUGAGCCCAUAACCCUUCAGUCUUGUGGAAGCUGAAGGGUGGCUGAUAGAAGAAAUUGCUAAAAGGGUGUGAUGUGAUCACGUUGUGUUUGCGGACUGAUUCUGCAGCCUUGUUCCUGUGAAAACUAGAAGGGCUUUAGAAAAGUUCCUAGUAGUAAUUCACCGCCCUGCUCGUGUUUAAAGGUGAUAGCAACUGCAUUUCAUGUUUGCCUGCUUGUAUACAAAGACAAAGGGAUUUGUUUGUGCUCUGAAAGAGCACAGUUGGGAACCAAAAGUCAGUUGAGCCUUGAUCUGUCAAGUGUCUGUUCCUUCAGAGGAAACUUGCUGAUCAUGCGGCCCUACUCUCAGGCACCAGCAUUUGUACUGGAAAAGGGGCAUUGCUGCAGCAGCCCAAGUAAAAUGUUUAACCAAGCAGUUCUAAUCCUGUCCAGUUACCAUCACAGAUUUGAUAGCUGCCUUUCUCACUAGGUCUUAGCAGUUUGAGAAUAUAUGUUAAUUACUAUUUUUGGAAUAAAGGUUUAUUGGAGUCCAUCUGAAACACCAAGAAGAGCCCUAAUAUGUAAUAUUUUUCUCUGAAAUGGAUGUGAAAAAUGUAAAUUUUAUAACAACAUUAUUUAUCCCAGUUGGAUUCUAAUAGUUUAUGUGUCAUUUUCAUGUUGUGAUUAAUAAAAAGUGUUUUCUUCUUUCAGUUUUA